AUGUAUCAAUUCAAGGAGAAAGAUCGUUUGAAUAUAUAUGCGCAACACUAUGCUGCUAGCAAAAUCACAACAAUUCCAAGAGACCCAACUUACUUAACAUCUGUGUUCACCUCAGUCACUAACGUCGAUUUUGUAAAUGAACGCAACACAAGCUGUCGAUCGUUCGUUAAGCGUCCAGCCAACACCAAUAUGCAUGUUUAUUAUUUGCUGACAAUUAUUAAUGAUUAG
This is a messenger RNA of Plasmopara halstedii, 228 nucleotides long. RefSeq lists its product as uncharacterized. The coding region runs from base 1 to 228 and encodes 75 amino acids. The transcript is spliced from 2 exons. NCBI's taxonomy places the organism in Eukaryota, Oomycota, Peronosporomycetes, Peronosporales, Peronosporaceae. The record is from RefSeq and is a predicted model, not a curated record.